Acromyrmex echinatior (Panamanian leafcutter ant) is the source of this 4103-nucleotide messenger RNA. RefSeq names its product homeobox protein BarH2. Lineage: Eukaryota; Metazoa; Arthropoda; Insecta; Hymenoptera; Formicidae. Gene Ontology annotation, molecular function: DNA binding; DNA-binding transcription factor activity, RNA polymerase II-specific. The record is from RefSeq and is a predicted model, not a curated record. Gene Ontology annotation, biological process: regulation of DNA-templated transcription.
UGGCAACUCGAUGCACACGCACGUUCUCAGUCCUGGCUAGACCGAUCGGAGCGAUUCUUCGUCCGGCGAAGAUCAGGAUUUCGCAUCAGGUCGCAUCGAUCUUUCUCCCGGAAUCGCACGCUCGUGAUUAUCGAAUCCGCCAAUCGGAAGGCGUUGCCGUUCGAGAAAUAUUUGUCGCGACGGAUAUUCAAUUUGCAAACAUUUGUUAAAAUUUCAUUCGGUCCUAAGUGAUCUGGAUGGUCGUAUAACGCUACGAAACGUGAACAAAGAGUCAGGUGAUAGUGCAGUCCAAAGGGGAACAGUGCUGAUAGACUGUUAUGGUAUAUUACCGGUUUGAAAUCGGUAAGCUUAAUGAAAUUUUCGUAGAAUGAUUAAUCCUGGAAUGCGUGACAGGUAACCGCGAUAAACCGGCUAAGACAUAGACUCUCGAAUGGACGCAAUCGAGAUAAAUCAAAUCGGAGUGGUGGUUGCUGGACUGAUUGGACUUUGAUACAAGUGAUUGUUGAUGCUCGUGAUCGUUCAUCAGGCACAACUGUGAUCUAGUGCGGAGGAUGUGUUAAUGUUAGAAAUUUUUCUUUUAAAGUAUUGCAUCUAUUUCAUGGUUAAACGAUUGAUUAGCGAACGGUCUCAAACUUAGGUUCUACUUUCGUUGGUAAGAUAAACGCACCGAGCGCGUAAUCGUGCAAAAGUGAGAGGAGAACACGCCACAAAAGUCUUAUAUAAAAAUAAUUAAUAAUUGAACAAGCAAGGAAAAGGAGAAAAAGAAAAGCGGAAAUGGCCGGCGGCUUCGCUCUUAUGCGCGGCAAUUAUGUUAAGUGGCCAAUUAGCAAUUAACCAGGGAGCCGAGCCGAGCGGCCCCUUAAUUGCGUCUGGGAAGAAGGUGGUAGCGGAGGUGGAGCGAUCGAGUGAGCGGGAGGAAGUGCAAGGUGCAUACACAUCGCGACGCAAAUAUCUGUCUUACGCGUCAUUUACUCCAGAUUUUUCUGCAAGAUUUUCGCCUCGAUUCAUUCACUAAACCACCUUCAGGAUUUUGGCGAUUUAAAAGUCUCGACGUCGGACGCAAAUCUCUAAAUCUUUAAGAUCGAAUUUUAUUCGAAAUCUCUGGGUAUUCAUGUUCCUAAUACGAAUGUUCGUCACAAAAGAAGUUUCUUGACCCUCUUGUUGGAAAAUCAAUCCUUCGAUCGCGACAGAUCCGAGACUGAACGUCAAAUGAUGCCGAAUAACGUGCCAAUCGUACGGGUAAGAGGAGAAGAGGAGUGAAAGAAAUUGGGUCUACCAAGGAUACAGUGAAGUGCAGUUAAAAUAGAGUGAGAGGGCACGAUCUCUUCCUGGGAUAGGCUACAUCGUCACCGUCGGCAAGAUUCUGUCUCCCAGGUACCGGGCGAGUCCUGGGGUGGCGACAGAGGCACCUGCAGGUGCCCGUAGCCCGAAGGAACCACCUGCGUCUACCGUGAUGACGGUCCAUCAUCAGCAGAACCACCACGUGGCCGCUCUCAGUGGCGUCGCCGUGGCCAAUAACGGUCUGAAUCUCAGCAGGAUGUCGGGCCUGGAGGCGCAUCGGCUGGAGAACAUUGUCGAUCGAAACGGCGUGGCAGUGGAACGUCUAUCCAACGGGCUAGAUUCACGGAAUAACAAUUUGAACAAUAACAACGGCUUAGAAAGGGGUGAUGCCUCGACGACGAUGCCGCAAAGGUCGAGAUUCAUGAUCACUGAUAUCUUAGGCGGCGCGUCGAGCAAGAUGCACCAAUCCGGGUUACCCAGUCAGGAGCCACCCGGAAGUCCACCUUCGACACCGCGAGAUCUCAGUGUCAGGCAUCAAUCCAGAACGUCCUUGAGCAACAGCAAUCUAGACGAGGACAGCGACGCAAGUCACCACGACGGCGCUUCCGUUACGUCCAAUGGUGGCAAAGAGGAUGAUCCUAAAAGCUCGUCCUCGAGUUCCUUGGGUUCUGCGCAAAGUAAGAAGCAGCGUAAAGCGCGUACAGCUUUCACGGAUCACCAGCUUCAGACCCUCGAGAAGAGUUUCGAGCGGCAAAAAUACCUUAGCGUGCAGGACAGGAUGGAACUGGCGGCAAAACUGCAGCUGACGGACACGCAAGUGAAAACGUGGUACCAAAACAGAAGAACGAAAUGGAAACGACAAACGAUCGUGGGUUUCGAGAUCAUGGCCGAAAAUAAUUUCGCUGUUGCCGCCUUCCAGCAUCUGUACAGCGGCAGUACCGUUCCCGCACAUCCUGCCGCAGGACGGUACUGGCAGUAUCCCAGCGCGCACGCGUUACCCGCGAACGGAUUCUUCUAUCAGCCAUCAUCGGCGGCGACUCUGCAAAAACCGCUUCCCUACCGUCUGUAUCCACCCAUGAUUCUAGCGGGGCCAAGUAAUCCUCUUGGUUCUUUGACUGCGAGCUCCAGUCUGUCGACUCUCAGCAACUAUUACAGGGACAGCCCAGAGAUGGCCGACGGCCGGGAUACCUCGAGGAAAAGGGACAGGAGCAAGAGCCCAGAAUCGAGAGACAGAUCGCCAACUAGAAAACCGGCAAGACUGUAUCCGCUGCAAAUGAUGCAGGCGGGCCCUAGCAAUCCUCUUGGCACGCUGACCACCUCCAAUCUCUCCAAUAUGAAUAACUAUUACAGAGGUAGUCCGGAGUUGAUGGAAGGAAGAGAGAAUAUGGACAGGUCGAGGAAGCAAGAAAGGAGCAGCAAGAGUCCGGACUCCAGGGACAGAUCACCCAUGAGGAAGGACGUUAGAUCUUAUCCCUCGACGAUGAUCCAGGCAGGUCCUAGCAAUCCUCUCGGACCCCUCGCGCCUAGCUCGAAUCUGAACAACUAUUACAGAGACAGCCCUGAGAUAAUGGAUGGACGGGAAGGUAUGAAUCGAACGCGACAACGUGACAGAAGUCAGAGUCAGGACAGAUCACCUGUGCAGAGAGAGGAUAGUCCUCGAAGUGUAAGAGCUGACAGUGAUGAAGAAAGCAUACACGAUAUCUAGGACAUGGAGAUUCUUGGUACCGGCGUUGACACGUCGGAAAUAUUGCAUGAGGAAGACAGGUAUGUCCUGCAGGAUAAUUAGGAAACGUGUGGAAUGGAUUGAUUUCCUUACGAUACGUCAUUUCGAAAUAAAUGUACUAAUAGCGAACGAAGAGUUAACAUCAGAAAAUAGGAAAACUAUCAAGGGAUGAAUAAUCCUUUUGAAAAUGUAUUCGUGUGAAAUCGGGCAGUUAUUGAAACAUAUGGGCAAGCUUGAGAAUACUGAUUGAUGCGAUAACUCAUUACGAGACACUGAUACGGAUAAUUAAAAUCAAAUUCACUUAACUAGCAUUAAUCAGUCAAUUUCGAACGAGAUAACGAAGUCGCUCAAAUUUCAGCAGCUAUUGCAUUAACAGUUCAUAAAUAAACAAAUCGUAUCCAUAUGGAGAAUUUGUUGGGAGAUUGAUCGAUAAAAAAAAUUUGUAUAAUCCUGGAAGAAACGCGCUGUAUAUAUACAUAUAUAUCCUUGAGAACUUGUAUCGAUCUACGCAGCUAUCACGACGAAUCCAAACGAAGAAGCGAAUGCAGCUGAUGUAACGAGACUGUUUAAGAAGCUAUAUAUCCAAGUGUAUGCAAGCAUCGAGGAGAGACUACGUAGAGAUUAUUUUGUCGCAGUUAUUUGAAAAUCUGAAGAGAGCAGAGCGAGAAGAGAUUCAGGAUUCGCGAGGUCUGAAGCGAAGUCAGCGAAAUGAGAUGCGAAUGGAACGGCACGGCGGCCGAUUUCGUGAGGUAGAACAGGAAGUGACAUAGCACGGGACGUCCGGGAUUUUGUAGAUAAUGAGAGCGAACAGGAAAUAUCGUGCGGUUAACCGAACUUCGUGAUUUGAGCGUUCAGUGAAUAGCGGGUUACGGUGAAACAAUAUAUUCAACGUUGAUACGAUCGGGCGUGUAGAGAACGGACGAAAGUAAAAAUCCCGUGCUUCACCGAUACAUUAUCCCUCGGACAAAUGGAGACUCAUUAUUACUCAUUCAUUGUCCAUUCAUUAUUUUAUUUUCCACUUCUUCGCAUGCAACGUGUGAUUGGUUCCUCGCUUGAAAGGUACUUGUUUUCCAAUAUUUUUACAAUUUACAGAACAAAA